GGUAUCUUCCACUCGCCAGCUGAUCGGCCUCGACUCCCGGUGCGGUCCGUCGGACUGUACGCGGCCGUUAAUUUCUUGAAUUUUGUCUAAAUUACUUCGAAUUUAUAGUAGCGGCUGCUCGUGUCCUUAUCUUUCAGUUCUUACGCUGCAUUUUCACCUCGGGGAUUUCGUUGUAAAGCGUUUUUGAUCAAACGUCGAGCCGAGGAAUUCCCGUACAAGCACUAGGCCGCCAUUGGAUCCCCGGUGUUUCCUGCAGAAACCUGCCGCCUUCACAUCGCCGCCAUGGGGGACACAGGAAGCGAGCGCAGCAAGCCGCCUAGUAUUCCUCCCCGCUGCCCUUGUGGAUUUUGGGGGUAAGAUGAUUCAUUUUACACGUCCAGCAAAACCAUGAACCUUUGCUCCAAAUGUUUUGCUGACAUACAGAAGAAACAGCCAGACGAGGACUGCACUCCAGAGCCCGCCCCCAGCUCCAGCAAUAGCCAAUCAGCAGUCUUCUGCAAUGAGACGAGCAGCAGCAGUAGCCAAACCCUGUCCGCCAAGCCAGCCAGCUCUGAGGAGCCCUCGACAGAAGCCACGCCUCUUCCUGCACAGGACGAAGUCUCCAGUACAGACACAGCUCGCGGCACGCUAUCCACUCCUACAAAACGACCCUGCGACUCAGCCUCAGGUUCAGAGAGCGAGUCGUCCCCGGAGAAGCGUGUUCGUGUGGGAGAGGCCUCAUGUUCUGAAGAUUCUCCACGAGUUCCCAAGCAGAAGAACCGUCGGCGGUGCCAUCGCUGCCAAACCAAACUGGAGCUCGUACAACAGGAGCUGGGGUCCUGUCGCUGUGGUUAUGUGUUCUGCAUGUUGCACCGGUUGCCGGAGCAACACGACUGUAUGUUUGACCAUCUGGGCCGCGGCCGAGAGGAAGCUGUGCUGAAGAUGGUUAAACUGGACCGCAAGGUGGGCCGAACCUGCCAGCGCAUCGGAGAGGAGUGCUCUUGAACGCACACGCACGCACGCACACACACACACACACACAUACACGCAUCCAACGAUCACUCACCUGUUAGUGGCAUCUUUUUUCCUCCAACACAUCUCAGAGGACCCCUCACCCCUGCUUGACCUCUGACCCCUCAGUAGCCUUGUGCUCAUCACACACAGGCGACCCGCACAGCCUUAACGUUCUGUUUUCAGUCCCCUUCCACACCCAGUGCAUAUGCAGGUCAGUAGGUCAGACCAAUUUGGGCUCCCAAGCGGCCUGUACUUUGGAGAACUGCUCUUGUCUCAGAGGCUGCGAUCGACUCCAGGGGAAACGCAUCGAUCGAUCGAGACCUCUGGGAACUUCUUCUCCAUCACACGGACAGACGCUGACCGAGGGAACAGGGGGUGACCUGGAUCACACGAGUCACUCCGUCCCGGGAAAAAAGCCCGGCUCUGCCGCGACUCGACUCGAUUCUCUCGUCCGAUC
Rhinichthys klamathensis goyatoka is the source of this 1450-nucleotide messenger RNA. It is a transcript of the gene zfand3, whose product is annotated as zinc finger, AN1-type domain 3. The coding region runs from base 388 to 984 and encodes 198 amino acids. NCBI's taxonomy places the organism in Eukaryota, Metazoa, Chordata, Actinopteri, Cypriniformes, Leuciscidae. The transcript is spliced from 6 exons. Gene Ontology annotation, molecular function: zinc ion binding; DNA binding. The record is from RefSeq and is a predicted model, not a curated record.